AUGGACACACUCGUUGCCCAAUACACUCAGGCUCCCUUCGCCAAUGAAGGCUUCACCCAGGAAGAGCAAAAUGACUACUGCGAGACACUACCUCCUCUUUCUCUCAAGUUCGCCCUACCGCCCGUUCCGCGUCCUUCUGCCUUUCUCCGAGCAGCAACGGACGACUACUCCAACCCGAAUUGCCCGAUUAAGAUUGCUCACGGUACCACCACUUUAGCUUUCAGAUUUAAAGGAGGAAUCAUCGUCGCAACCGAUUCAAGAGCCACCGCCGGCAACUGGAUCGCUUCACAAACAGUCAAGAAGGUCAUUGAGAUUAAUCCGAUGUUGCUGGGGACCAUGGCCGGUGGAGCCGCUGACUGUCAGUAUUGGCUUGCUUAUCUCGGCGUCCAGUGUCGAUUACACGAACUUCAUCACAAGCGACGCAUCUCGGUUGCUGCUGCCUCCAAGAUUCUGGCGAACCUAGUGUAUUCUUAUAAGGGGAUGGGCUUGUCAAUGGGAACUAUGAUUACGGGUGUGACACCGCAAGAGGGACCUGCUCUCUACUACAUUGACUCGGACGGCACACGACUGGCAGGCAACCUCUUCUGUGUUGGAUCAGGUCAAACCUUUGCUUAUGGUGUUUUGGAUGCUCUCUACAAAUACGACCUGGAAGAUGAAGAGGCCUUGGAAUUGGGCAGGCGGAGUAUCCUGGCAGCCACCCACCGAGAUGCCUACUCCGGCGGCUACAUCAACCUCUACCAUGUCAAGGAGGACGGUUGGGUUAAGCAUGGUUUCUUCGACACGAACCCUAUUUUCUGGGAAACCAAGCUGCAAAAGGGCGAGUUUUCCAAUGUCACGAGCGAGUUAUCCUGA
Cladophialophora psammophila CBS 110553 is the source of this 852-nucleotide messenger RNA. RefSeq names its product proteasome component PRE2. Bases 1 to 852 code for a protein of 283 amino acids. The transcript has 2 exons. NCBI's taxonomy places the organism in Eukaryota, Fungi, Ascomycota, Eurotiomycetes, Chaetothyriales, Herpotrichiellaceae. Gene Ontology annotation, cellular component: proteasome core complex. Gene Ontology annotation, molecular function: threonine-type endopeptidase activity. The record is from RefSeq and is a predicted model, not a curated record.